Molecule: messenger RNA, 678 nt
Organism: Darwinula stevensoni
Lineage: Eukaryota; Metazoa; Arthropoda; Ostracoda; Podocopida; Darwinulidae
Source: the annotation of a GenBank genome assembly
AUGGGGUGGUAUAAUGCUGCAGUUGGCAAUCCCUUCAAGCUUCCUUAUGUUGAUGACACAUUAUGUGCUGUUGUCAUCAGUAAGCCUGACAUGUUUGAGAAAAGUGUGAAGCCCUUCAUUUUCAAAAGCUUGAAAGAACAUGGAAACUAUCCCUCACACCUCAAGGAUCCCAUUGAUGAGUCAACAAGGCAGAAUCUCCACCAUGUGACCUCUGAACUUGAUAUUGAAGUGGAGAUUAUUCAAGACUUUCAGCUGACUCCAACUCGCCGUCCCCGUGUCCUGGUUCAGACUGCUGGUCAUGUCUCUGGUGCAGUCCGUUAUUAUCAGCGUUGUGACAUCCUGGAUGAUCCUUGGGACCCUCUGAAAAAAGUAUCUGGAGUCUGUAUUCAUCCCCGCUAUGGGGGAUGGUUUGCAUUACGGGCAAUCAUAAUUUUCCCCAUGUUGUGUCCUGAUCUGAAACGGAAAGUUCCAGAUGAUGUAAUACCCAAUCAGGAGGAUCGCAUCAGGCUUCUUGAGCUUUUCAACUGGCACUGGCGGGACUGGAGGUACCGUGAUGUCAUCCCAGUUCAGGAACGGUACUCAGAGGAACAGAAGACUUACCUUGCCACAAAGCCUUCUGAAAGAUUUCAUAUGCUCAAUAAUUAUAAACCUUAUGUCAAUCAAAUCUGUGCUAGUUAG